AUGACUGAUAGACAACUAGUGUUUCCAAAGACAUUACGGGUUUCCCCAGCCCAAUCCUCAACCCUCCCUCCAGAUGCUCAGCCAGAGAAGGCACCAAAAUCCUCCAAUGAAUCAGAACAAAGUGGAAAAGAAUACUAUUCAUCAUCUUCCUCCACUUCAGAGGAAUCAGACUUUACUAAAGAAAAUGUUACUGUGGCAGAGGAUGGUAUCAGCAGAGAUGGAGACAGGGCAACUGACGUGGUGUCGUCUGGAACUGAACAAAACAAGUCAAAGACUCUGACAGUGGGCGGCACCCCACCCUUACGCCGUCUACCUCCUAAGGGGACCCAGCAACGCCGUCCACACCCAAAUAUGGGAGCAUUCCCAAACAGGACACGAACAAACCUGAGACCUCCUCAGCAUCCAUCAAGAGGCCCCAUACGCAGACCUUUCCCACCUAAACUGACAAACAGGGACAAUGGCAUCAUCGUUCAAACCACUCAACCAGGGGAGCAGGGCUCCUACAGUACCAGCCAGAAUGACACAAACACAGACCUUAAGCCCAAAACUCUCCUCAAGAAAACAAAUGCCACAGCUAGUAAAAUAGCACGAGGUCAAACAUACAUGAGAAAUAAUGGUAGCUUGAGCCAAAGGGGCCAAGAUUCAAAAACAGGCCAUCCUGACAAAGGCAGCCAAGUGAGGAAGACUGCUGAUUCAAGAGACAGCCCAAGCCCGAUAAAUGGAUCAGAUGUCACUACUACUGGAAAAACAGGCCAGCCUCUAAACUCAGUGGGGGUUCAAAGCAUAACCUCAGCAGGGUCCGUACUCGUUUGGGGAGCACCAGAGGGGAUGUACAGAAAUUUCAUAGUAACCCGGGAAGAGCAUGGAAGUAAGAAUGAGGCAGAGGAAGAGGAGGAGAAGGAAGAGGAUGAGGUGGAGAGUGAGUCAGAGGAGGAUAGUCAGGAGGAAAGGGAGGGGGAGGCACAAACUGAGAAGGAGAACAGGGGGAAUGAGGAGGAAAGUGAAAUGGGGGUGAGUCAAGGUAAGGAGGGAGGGGAGGAGAACACUGUUACCAAUAGCAAAAGUGAUAACCAUAGACAGAGCAGCGACAGUAAUACAGCUAAAGUUGGUGACGGAGGUACAAUCAAGUUCUCCAAAGUCCUUCCGGGGUCGGCUCGCUCAUUCCCAUUCCAGAAUCUCCAUCCACAGACCCGCUAUUCCCUGUCCGUGUUUGGGAAGGGUCCCGGACUACGCUCCAAAAUUCACAGACUCAUCGUCAGCACAGGUACUGGCCAUAGUUAAAACUCUACCAACUACUACAAGGGUUCAUUAGCUCAUUGUUCAAGCACAGGACUUCUCUUUUCUUGAACUAUGCAAGUUAUUCAAGACACCCAAGUUAGAUGCCGAUACAUCCUCACACCAUUUUAGGUGAGGUAUACUUGCACAGCUGCUUGAUCCAUAUCCAUUUCAAGAGCCAUCACACUCUUGAUACUGUAACUUCCUGAAUUACAGUACUUCAUCAUGUUUGUUGUUAAUUUGCAUCAUCUGCUUAUUGAUACGGUGAGCUGUGUUUGUUUUGUUUUGUCUUUGACAACCAAAGGCUUUUAAUUAAAGCAAUGUCCAAAGCUUUAAUGACAAAAUAUGCAAUGACCAAAUAGUCAUGCAUCUGUACUAAUCAUUUGUAUUUAAUGUUAACCCCUUGUUUAUGCCAUGUUGUGCAGUGAUGCGUGCAACUGUGAUGUGUGGUGUUCAUACUGGGUGCAUUGUGGAAAAACAGGUAUGAUUGCCAAAACACACAGGGGAGAUGGGCUGUUGCUAACUGGGAUACUACUUGAAGUGCGUCCCAUCAACAAAUGUGAGCAUAUAAGUUCAUCAUUUCCUAAAUGUAGGUUAUGUUGAAGGAUACUCUUUCAUAAAGGUCAUUUCUGAAAUAUAAUCUAUAAUUAUUACAUGUGUAACAGUUGCAGAUCCAGGUUUUUGAUCAGUGAUAAAUCUUACACAAUAAACACAUGAUUAUAUAGUCCUCCUGGUCCAUAUACAACAUAUCAUAAACAGCCUGUGUUUUCCAUUUUGUACAUGUACAGUAUGUCAACCCAAACACAUCCAUGUGUUAAGCACAUACAGUGCCUUCAGAAAUUAUUCAAAUUAUUCUUACCCUUUCACUUUGUUGUGUUACAGCCUGAAUUCAAAAUGGAUUCAUUCUUUUUUUUUUACCCAUCUACACACAAUACCCCAUAAUGACAAAAUGAAAACAUGUUUUUAGAUUUUUUUUCAAAUGUAUUGAAAAUUAAAUACAGAAAUAUCUAAUUUACAUAAGUAUUCACACCCCUGAGUUAAUACUUUGUAAAAGCACUUUUGGCGGCGAUUACAGCUGUGAGUCUUUUUGGGUAAGUCUCUAAGAGCUUUUCACACCUGGAUUGUACAAUAUUUGCCCAUUAUUCUUUAAAGAAUUCUUCAAGCUCUGUCAAGUUGAUUGUUGAUCAUUGCUAGUCAGCCAUUUUCAAGCCGAUUUAUGUCAUAACUGUAAUUAGGCCACUCUGGAACAUUCAAUGUCGUCUUGGUAAGCAACUCCAGUGUAGAUAUGGCCUUGUGUUUCAGGUUAUUGUCCUACUGAAAGGUGAAUUAAUCUCCCAGUGUCUGUUGGAAAGCAGACAACCAGGUUUUCCUCUAGGAUUUUGCCUGUGCUUAUAGCUGGAUUCUGUUUCUUGUUUUGGAAUAUUUGUAUUAUGUACAGGCUUAAUUAUUUUCACUCUGCCAUUUAGGUUAGUAUUGUGGAGUAACUACAAUGUUGUUGAGCCAUCCUCAGUUUUCUGAUAUCACAACCAUUAAACGCUAACCAUUUUAAAAUCACCGUUGGCCUAAUGUUGAAAUCCCUGACCAGUUUCCUUCCUCUCCGGCAACUGAGUUAGGAAGGACGCCUGUAUGUUUGUAGUGACUGGGUGUAUUGAUACACCAUCCAAAGUAUAAUGAAUAACUUCACCAUGCUCAAAGGGAUAUUCAGUGUCUGCUUUUAAAAUUGUAUUACCCAUUUACCAAUAGGUGCCCUUCUUUGCGAGGCAUUGGAAAACCUCCCUGGCCUUUGUGGUUGAAUCAAGACAUUUCAGCUUUUCAUUUUUAAUUAAUUUGUAAAAAGUUAAAAUACAUAAUUCCACUUUGACAUUAUGGGGUAUUGUGUGUUGGCCAGUAACAAGAAAAUCAAAAUUUACUCAUUUUAAAUUCAGGCUGUAACACAACAAAAUGUGUAAAAAGUCAAGGGGUGUGAAUACUUGAUACACCAUCCAAAGCCAAAUUGAUAAAAACAUUUAUAUAUUUUUUAUCAAUCCAUUUUUUUUCUAUCAAUCUUUGCGAAACAUUGAAAAACCUUCCUGGUCUUUGUGGUUGAAUCUGUUCUUGAAAUUCACUACUCGAUUGAGGGACCUUAUAGAUAAUUGUAUGUGUGGGUUACAGAGCUGAGGUAGUUAUUCAAAAAUCAUGUUAACACUGUUAAUCAGUCCAUGCAACUUAUUAUGCAAUUUGUUAAGCACAUUUUUACUCCUGAACUUAUUUAGGCCUGCCAUAACAAAGGGGUUGAAUACUUAUUGACUCAAGACAUUUCAGCUUUACAUUUGUAUACAUUUCUAAAAUGUUCUACAAACAAAAUUCCACUUUGACAUUAUGGGGUAUUGUGUGUUGAUCAGUGACACAACAUCUCAAUUUAAUACAUUUUAAAUUCAGGCUGUAACAAAACAAAAUGUGGAAAAAGUAAAGGGGUGUGAAUACUUUCUGAAGGCACUGUACUGAUGAAAAUUACUUUGAUAUUCUUGAGACCAUCUAAAAGACUUAAACCAUUCAGCCACAACCGCCAUUCACUGCUGGUCUGAUCUUCUCUCACUUAGGGUAAGCUUUAAAUCAGCAAUCUUCAUUGGCUCCCUUCAUCACUCACAAAACCCAGGGUAAGACCAUGGUUGGUCUCUAUGGUUUUUCCUGAUCUUAAGUGUGAAAUGUACAGAUUUUAAUCCUAUGAGUAAUUUAAAAAAUAUAUAAAUAUUUAAAAAAAAAUGAAAUUCCACAAGGUUUUAACGAUUAGCUAUUUUUUUUGUUUUUUUCAGAGCGUGAGGUCUCAAAUGUUUUUUGGAAUCAUUAUGGCAGGAUUCUGCUCACUCAAGGUUGAAAAUCUGUUGGUCAACACAUUUCUUAUUCCUUAGAAAUUAUCUUUCUCUUGCUUUAUCUCUCCUAUUCAUGUAUUCAAAUAAUUUGUGGUCAACUGUAUGUCAACAUCUCUUCGAUUUUUCCUGUCUUCUGUUAUAACUAUUUUAACUUUUUCUCUUUCCUACCAACUUCUUUUUUUUUCAGGAUCAAAAGACCAGCUCAACAUUAAUAUCUCAUUAUUUUCCAUUGCUUCUUUCCAGGGUCCAACAUCUGCAUUUAACAGUGACACCUUUGUCUGUUUUAGUAUAUGCUGUACUGCAUAUACUGUAUAUAUGUUUGCACUGUACAUAUAUACACAAACUCAAUGGAGCACUAAUAAUAACAGCGUGAGUAAAGUAUGGGUGCACCUACAUUUUAGGGCAUAUUGACCACAGGAGGUAGGGCAUAUUGACCCCAGGAGGUUUUUACCUUCCUUUCUUUCUUCCUGUUUUUAUUUGUCUUCCUUUGUUUUUGUGUCUUUCUUUGUGUCUUUAUUUGUCUUUCUAUCUUUUUCCUUCUUUUGUUUCUCUUUUUCGCUCUCAAUCACACACGUCAUUCCCGUGCCAUGCCCAGGUCCAGAGCCUCCCUCAGGUCUUCUCUUCAGUGAAGUGACUGAGACGUCUUUCUCUGUGUCCUGGACCAAGCCAAAAAGUCCAGUGAGUGGCUUCAAGGUCACCUACACUCACACACAGGAAGGUAGGACCUUAUACAGAUAUUCUGGAGGUCAAAAUCCUGGCUGUUGUCACGUCAGUUCAUUGUGUAUUCUUUACAUCUGUAGAAGACUUCAUAUUUCGCAAUUUGCCUGUUCUAUUCCAGGCGAGCCUGUCUCCGUAACGGUGGACUCUGGGGAUUCCACUCUGGCACUGUCAAAGCUCUCUCCGGGGUCCACCUAUGAGGUCAGUGUGAUAUCCAUCCUUGGACUGGACGAGAGCGAUGCAAUCAAAGACCUGGUUAUGACACGUAAGUUUACUGUUGACUUUCAGUUUUAGGAUUAAUGCUAAUUUACAGGAAGUUAAAUUAUAGUAAGUUAUCAAGACUUUCAACAUCCACUUUUUUUGGUCCAUUGUGGUGUCUCGGUCAACUAAUUUAAGUUAAGCAUUAAAAACCACAUUAGUGAUUUGUUUCUUACUUUCAUGGGUUCUGUGUUCUCAUAAUUGUUCUAACAGGUGCAGGAUCUGGGAAAGAUCUGUGCAUUUUCAUAUUUUCUCAAAGGUCUAUUCUGGAGCUGUUUCAAUUUCAAUAUCUAAAUACUUUUUAGCAAGAAUAGGAUUCCUAUGUACAGUACGUUGCGAAAUCUAAUUAUAUAUCAAAGGGGUUUGAUUUCACAUAGUGAUAACUAAUGCUCACUUUCUCUUGCCUUCAUUUUUCAAACCCAAACUUAGUCCCUGACCCUCCAACGGAUCUCCAGGCCAUUAAUGUCACAGACACCAAGGCCUUGCUGCUAUGGCGACCAGCACUGGCAACGGUUGACCGUUACGUCAUAGUUUAUGGCUCUGAAAAAGGUAACGGGGAUCACAGGUUGGAUAUUCAUCACAAUAUCCUGUGGGACUUUUUAAACCCCUAGCCGUAUUAGAGCAUUUCCCUUUCCAGUUGGAGCUUUCACAGGCCACAGGCAUUCAAGAUGAGAUCAUAGUACUUGUAUUGGCCAGUCAGUUUAUGACCACCCCAACAGCAUUACAAUAUAAACACUGAGAAAUAAAUUAAAUCCUGCUGCCUACCUCUCUCCCCUGCCACUCACCUGUGCUCUCUUUGCCGCCGCUUACUUGUUUCUGUGUCAACCAAGGGUCAGAUGAUGUGAAGAUCACUGUAUCGGGCAACGCAGCGGAGCAGCAGCUGAAGGGCCUACAGGGCUCCACUAUGUAUGCCGUCACGGUCACCAGUCAGCUGGGCAACCUGGACAGCUCUGCCGCCAUCACCGUCUUCACCACCACUAGUGGUCAGUCCGCACACACUCUCAAACUACCCUAAUGCUUUAACCAAUCAACUGACCCGAGACAGAGAAGAAAAGGAAGGCUGUUGUUUUUAUUGAAUCCCACAACUGAGCUUCUUGUGAUUGUGUCCAUGUCCAUCUGGCAGGAUCUGGGGGAGACGGGGAAGUCCCGCGUGACCUGAAGGCCAGUCAGGUGACUCCUCGCUCAGCUUUGUUGACGUGGAAAGCACCCUCUGCCGCCAUGGGAAGCUACAAGCUGACCUAUCAGACGGAGGGACAGGAGAUGCAGGUAAGAAACACUGAUUAAACGGUGGAGACAGACACACAUUCUAUUUUAUUCAGUACAAUAAAUUAGGACAAAAUGCAACAAACUCUAGACAGAUGGCCUAUUUCUUCUCAACAGGAGGUUACCAUUGACUCCACAGUAACAGAGUUCAAGUUGACCAGGCUGCAUCCCAUGUCCAAGUACACCGUGCAGCUACAGGGAGAGAGGGGAGGGAGCUCCACUGCUACAAUUUCCACUGAGUUCACCACAGGUAAGUGGUCAAAUAUAUUUCACUAAACUGAACAAACUAAAUACAUACAUCGAAAGCGCAGUUUCAUAAAGUUGGUCUCUCUCUUUGAUUUUGUCUCUCAGGGAAUCUCCUUUACCCCUUCCCAAGUGACUGUUCCCAGGAGCUGUUGAACGGGAUGCAUGAGUCUGGAGAGGUGGAGAUCUUCCCCAAGGGAAAGCAGGGAAAACCAGUGUUGGUCUACUGCGACCAGGUGACUGAUGGAGGCGGCUGGACGGUAAGAGGAGAUGAUUGUGAGAGGGACCAUGUGUCUAUCCUGUUGGUGAAUAGAGAGAUUGGUAUUUUUAAAUAUAUUCAGAUGUAGGCAAUAGAUUUAGCAUUAUUUGUGUCAAAUUUGACUGCAUAAUAGCAAUAUCCCUUAAAGGAAAAUACCACUCAAAAACGAUAUUUUGGUAUUUCAUUAGUAUUAGUUCACUGUUGAUACGGUCCCAAAAUGUUUUACAUGUCAGCAAUUAAGUUUUCAAGAUAUAGAACUUUCAAAAUAAGUCUAUCUUAAAAACUUGAUCGCUGACAUGCAGAACAUUUCAGGACUGUAUCAACAGUGGACUAACGAAACAAAUACCAAAAUAGUUUUUGAGUGGUAUUUUCCUUUAACUGACAUGAGAGGGAGUUAAGGGUUGGUUAAGGAUGGUAUAUGUCAGCUGUAUGAGCAUGUGUGCUUUCCAGGUUUUCCAGAGAAGGAUGGAUGGGAAAACGGACUUCUUCAGAGGUUGGAAGAACUACAGCAAAGGAUUUGGAGAACUGAGUGGGGAAUUUUGGCUGGGUGAGAGUCAUUCGUCACGCGAAGUUUGUUUUCACCCGCUUCAGCCGCAGUGCACCAGCAUAACAUCAAACAGAACUGUUAUAUUGACGACACAAAAGCUAAACCAUGUCACUUUUAUGUAAACAGUGCAAGCCCUCAUGACAGAUCAACUCUGUAAAUAGACCCAUUGCUAGGCAGAGAAAUUAAACAGAACACCAGAUGAGAUGGAUCAAUUUAAUGUGGAAAUGUAUGGCAAGAGGGUAGAAAAAAGUGGACUACUGGCACUAUUGGUGCACGAACAGAAGGAAAACCAAAAGCAGUAGCAGAGGGCCUAUCAUUCAUCAAAGCCCUUUCACUUUAUUGGAGCAAUUGGCUGAGCAUUAGCGCCAGUAGCACAGUAUCUAUGGUGGUCCUCUGUAGCUCAGCUGGUAGAGCACGGCGCUUGUAACGCCAGGGUAGUGGGUUCGAUCCCCAGGACCACCCAUACACAAACAUUUAUGCACGCAUGACUGUAAGUCGCUUUGGAUGAAAGCGUCUGUUAAAUGGCAUAUUAUAUUAUUAUUCUAACAUUGAGGGCAUCAUGCUCAUUUCUGCUGUGUAGAUCUGAUGAAAAUAAGUAUUCAGCGCCCCUUAGAGGCAAUACAUCUAGUUUCCUUCAGUUGCUCGGCAGUAAGCAGUUUUUUGUGUACUAUAACACCGUGUUUCCCACUCCUCUCUAUCCAUCUAUAGGUAAUGAGAACCUACACAAUCUAACCAACAUGGCACCAAUGACACUACGUGUGGACCUCAGUGCAGGGGACGAAUCAGUGUUUGCUAAGUACUCCACAUUCACGGUGGACACUGUUAAGAGGAACUACGCUCUCAAAGUGUCUGGGUACAGCGGUACAGCAGGUAAGAACAAAAUCUGUCCACUAAAAAGGCUUGACAUCUUAUUGUGCAUAUUUCCACAUAAUCAUUAAACCCAUCCCUUAUUUUCUCUCACUAUCCCUCUAUUCCACACCUACUGUUUCCCUCGUCACACCUGCCAUCCGUCUUUCUACUCCACCUCCCUUUUCCCCUUUCCCUCUCUACUUUUUCGUCUCGGUAGGUGACUCUAUGAGUUACCACAAUGCGCGCGUGUUCUCUACCAGAGACAGAGACCCCACGCCUUUCAUCACCCGCUGCGCCAUGUCCUAUAGGGGGGGUUGGUGGUACAAGAACUGCCACGAGGCCAACCUAAAUGGCCUCUACGACACCAAUGUCAAUCACCAGGUAAUGCCAGCUGACUUCAUACCUCAUUUCACUAUUUCAGAGUCUAUGUCAUCAAAGUAAUCUAAGUCAACUACUACAAUCAAUUACAUUUUUGGAGUGGUUUGUUAACUGAAUUGUCUCUGUGUCUCAGGGUGUGAUCUGGACUGCCUGGAAAGGCAAGGACUUUUCCAUCCCUUUCUCUGAGAUGAAGCUCCGACCAACAUCUUUCACCCCUCCAGCUCAGGGGUAA
Molecule: messenger RNA, 8870 nt
Organism: Coregonus sp. 'balchen'
Lineage: Eukaryota; Metazoa; Chordata; Actinopteri; Salmoniformes; Salmonidae
Source: the annotation of a GenBank genome assembly